AUGGCAUCAGAAGCAACUGUGUCUUCUAGUAUCACUAACAAUUCAACAAUGAUGCGUAUCACGAUUAUCCUCGCCUGCGUCAUUGGUGCCUUGGCCGAAGCGCCUUUCUCAGAAUAUGGACUUCCAGUUAAGUCAGCCCCGUACCCGGCUUCCGCACCUUAUCCAGCGGCUAAGGUCGUAAAGCCUCAUGAUGAAUAUGGUGUACCAGAAGUUAAGGCGCCAGCUAAGCCAAUUCUCACCAAGUACGCCUACGACAUCCCGGCAGUCACCCCGAAAUCCGCCCCAUACCCUGCUCCAGCUCCAUACCCAGCUCCGGUUCCAGUUGUUAAGUCUGCACCAUACCCUGCCGCCAAGCCCCAUGAUGUCUAUGGAGUACCAGAAGUUGAACAACCUAAGCCAGUCGUGCCUGUGGUGACCAAGUAUGCCUACGACAUCCCGAAAAGCGCCCCAUACCCUGCUCCAGCUCCAUACCCAGCACCAGUUCCAGUUGUUAAGUCUGCACCAUACCCCGCCGCCAAGCCCCAUGAUGUCUAUGGUGUACCAGAAGUUGAACAGCCAAAACCUGUUGUGCCAAUUGUGACCAAGUACGCUUUCGACAUCCCAAAGACCGUGCCAAAGUCAGCCCCAUACCCAGCUGCCAAGCCUCAUGAUACCUAUGGCCCACCAGUUGUCAAGACCGCACCAUACCCCGCUGCUGUUCCAGUCGUCAAGAGUGCCCCAUACCCAGCUGCCAAGCCUCAUGAUGUUUACGGAGUUCCAGAAGUUGAGCAGCCCAAACCUGUUGUGCCAAUUGUGACCAAAUAUGCCUUCGACAUCCCCAAGAGCGCCCCAUACCCUGCCCCAGCUCCAUACCCAGCACCAGUUCCAGUUGUCAAGUCUGCACCAUACCCCGCCGCCAAGCCCCAUGAUGUCUAUGGAGUCCCAGAAGUUGAACAGCCCAAGCCUGUUGUCCCAAUUGUGACCAAGUACGCUUUUGACAUCCCGAAGACCGUGCCCAAGCCAGCCCCCUACCCAGCACCGGUUCCAGUCCAGCCUCAUGAUACCUACGGCCCACCAGCAGUCAAGACCGCCCCGUACCCAGCUCCCCAUGAAACAUAUGGUGUACCCGUUGAACAGCCCAAACCUGUUGCACCAAUCGUGACCAAAUACAUGUACGACAUCCCCGCUGAGACCCCAAAACCAGCACCGUACCCAGCGCCCGUGCCACACCAGGAAUACGGACCACCAGCUGUAAAGAAGGUCGUCGUCCCUCAUGACACCUAUGGAGUACCAGAAGUUAAAGUGAUCGCCAAGCCAAUCGUCAGCGAAUACAAAUUCGACAUCCCGGCCACCACUGCUGCACCAAAGGUUGUGCCACAUGCCGUUUACGGUGUUCCCGGCAACUUCUAA
Messenger RNA from Dalotia coriaria, 1389 nucleotides. RefSeq names its product calphotin-like. NCBI's taxonomy places the organism in Eukaryota, Metazoa, Arthropoda, Insecta, Coleoptera, Staphylinidae. Bases 1 to 1389 code for a protein of 462 amino acids. The record is from RefSeq and is a predicted model, not a curated record. The transcript is spliced from 2 exons.